UAUUCUAACUUUAAAUCUAAGUUUUCCCUUGCUUGGCUUGGUGUUGGUUUUGGAAAAGAUUUCCUCCGCACCGGCUAGAGUGGAUACACUUUUCAUCGAUCUCAUUGACCAUCGGCAUCAGCAUCACUCACGACACAGUGAGUCAAGUGAAACUGCGAUUUUUUAAAACUUUGGGAAGAGUUAAUGCUGGUAAAUGAAGGAAACAUCGCUUUACCAGGAAUUGCACUCAAGUGACUGGGUACAUCUUACUCGACCAGGAAGGAGAUUUAUUUAAAACAUGCUGCAAAAGGUUAUCAGUUGAAAAAUGAUUCAUAUACACCAUGUACAGAUACUGGUGCAGAACGGCACCAAGUAUGUUCAGAAAUUCACCCGGAACGUCAGCUUUCAGCUUUUCGCCGAACGCAAAACGGCCAAACUCAAGCAGUGGGUUGUGCGUAGCGGAUCUAUUGUGUUUCUGUUAACGGAGAGCAAUAACACAGUACUGAGGGAAGAGUCCACAGAGCCCAGUGAAGGUACAAGUACAUCGGGCGGUGACAUCAAACACAGGAACGCUUUGCACCAUCCUCAGGAAAAUGGAAGCACACGGGAUGUUGUUUUUUCUGAGUCAUUACCGGAUCAGUGUUUCUUAGAAUCAUCCCAAUCAAGUUCAACUGGCACAACACAGCACAACGGUCACUCUACACAAGACACUGUCUUUAACGUGGCUUUUGAAGUUUACGAUGUCCCGGGGGCAAUAUGCAAAGCUGAAGAGAAUGGUGCUGAGGUUCUGUGUCGACCGACCGUCGUAAGGGAUCCUAUCAGCGAAGGUCAUGUGACUAUCGCCGCGAUCAAAUCCUGUGUCGGAAACGUUAUACACACCUUGGUGGAUAGCUCGAGCUAUGAGGGAGUUUUCCUACCUGGUUUUAUCGCAGCUGUAAUGUCUGAAUCGGAGAAAUCAAACAGUCAACAUUCCCCGUGCCUAUUGACCCACAUUGAUCAUGUGACAUUUGCCUGUCCAAUGGGAGCUUCAAAUCUGAUACUGGAGUGGUACGAGAAGUGUUUCGGAAUGAAACGAUUUUUCCUAAUGAGAGAAGAAGACGAAUCUGAAGGUUUCAUCGUUCAAGGCGAGAAUGUUGGUCUACGCAUGAAAGCCAUGGAGUAUUGGCACUGCUCAGAAACUGGUCUUUGUCUUCCUCAAGGUCAGGGAGAUGAAAAGCGCCCUCGCUCACAUAGAUCCAAGUUUGUUCUCGCGGAGGCAUUGCCUGGGCAAGGACCAAACCAAGUGGAGACAUUCAUCAAACAGCACAACGGCGCUGGUAUCCAGCACAUUGGUUUCCAUACUGAUGAUAUACUUCAAGCAGUGGGUAGUCUUCGAGAUUCAGGUCUUUCUAUGAUAGACCCGCCGUCUGCUUAUUACUCACAGGUUGGCAAACUAGCUGAGAUCUCCCGUAUCAGGCGAGAUGUUGAGCUCCUCAAGGAGCUUGGAAUUCUUCUUGAUGAGGAGAGAUGUGAGAAUGAGGAGGAGGAGGCAUCUAUGAAGAUAGCCAGGGAGGAGCAAUUAGGACAAGAUGCAGCUAUACAAUACAAGUAUCUGAUGCAAGUGUUCACCAAGCCAAUCUUCGAGCGAGACACAUUCUUCUUGGAGAUUAUUCAAAGACAAGGAGCUACCGGUUUCGGAGCGGGAAACAUCAGUGCAUUAUGGAGAGCUGUCCAGGCUUACAUGUCUUAUGAAGAAAGAUAAGACGAGUCCUACAUAUACAGGCAGGUCACACAAGCUUUUCUUCAAGAAUGUAAGUUGUUCAAAACAAAAUUGUCUUUAUGAUGAUCUUCCCGUCACGGGAACUCGACAAACUCCAACAAGGGGAUAUAAAC
Asterias rubens (European starfish) is the source of this 1851-nucleotide messenger RNA. RefSeq names its product 4-hydroxyphenylpyruvate dioxygenase-like protein. The transcript is spliced from 6 exons. Lineage: Eukaryota; Metazoa; Echinodermata; Asteroidea; Forcipulatida; Asteriidae. Bases 305 to 1720 code for a protein of 471 amino acids. The record is from RefSeq and is a predicted model, not a curated record. Gene Ontology annotation, molecular function: 4-hydroxyphenylpyruvate dioxygenase activity. Gene Ontology annotation, biological process: aromatic amino acid metabolic process.